GCAAAAACACUUCUUUCUUUUCUUUUUUAUUUUUCUGCGCGUACACCGCCACAUUUCUAUCACACUAUAUAUAUAUGUGUUUAAUUCGUGUCUCUAAAACCAUAUUCUAUACUUUCUUAUUCACAUUCAUUUUCAUUUCUUAUUCACAUUCACAUUCACAUACAUAUAAAAAGAGAAGAACAGCUUAGAAGAAGAAGAAGAACCUUUUUUUACUUACUUGGAUCUUUUUCAAUGUCAGGAGGAAUAUCAUACUCUGCUUUUAUCACCCCUAGGUUGGUUCUCAACAAGUUUCUUGCUAAAUCUCAACGUGAAGGGGUUGGAGCUAUCGUUAGAAGAGGCAUUGGAAGGAGCGAGUUGAGAAACUUGGAUCCUUUUCUAAUGUUGGAUCACUUCUCAGUGUCUCCUCCUGGAGGAUUUCCUGAUCAUCCGCACAGAGGCUUUGAAACGGUCACAUACAUGCUAGAGGGAGGUAUGACUCACCAAGAUUUUGCUGGCCACAAGGGUACAAUAAGAGCUGGUGAUGUUCAGUGGAUGACUGCAGGCAGGGGAAUAAUUCACUCUGAAAUGCCUGCAGAAGCAAACAACAAUGGAUUGCAAUUAUGGAUCAAUUUAAAAUCCAAUGACAAAAUGAUUGAGCCAAAUUAUCAAGAACUUCCAAGUGAGAACAUACCAUCAGGAGAAAAAGAUGGUGUUGAAGUGAGAGUAAUAGCAGGAGAAUCAAUGGGAGUAAAUUCACCAGUGUACACAAGAACACCAACUAUGUUCCUUGAUUUCACAAUGUUGCCAGGAACUCAGCUGCAUCAAAAUAUUCAAGAAUCAUGGAAUUCAUUUGCAUACAUAAUGGAAGGUGAAGGUGUUUUUGGUUCACCAAAUUCAUCACCAAUUAUGUCUCACCAUGUCAUUGUUUUCACUCAAGGUGAUGGACUUAGUGUUUGGAAUAACUCUUCAAAACCUUUGAGGUUUGUGUUGAUUGGUGGACAACCAUUGAAUGAACCUGUGGCUCAGUAUGGACCAUUUGUCAUGAAUACACAAUCUGAGAUUGAGAACACUCUUGAAGACUAUCAAAAUGCUAGAAAUGGAUUUGAGAUGAGGCUAAAUUGGAGAUCUCAAUAGUCAUUGCUUAUUAUGAACACUAUUACUUAGCUAAGCUAAGCUAAGAUUAUUUUAUUUUAUUUUAUUUUAUUAUAGGAUUUAGUUUAUAUACAUUAUCAACGUAAAAAAUUUAACAUUGUCAAUCGAUCACAAUCGUCAAAUCAUUGAAAACAUUCUUUUAAAAAUUAUUCAUAUGAUUGAAUGUGAUUUGUCGAUAGUGGUGAACUAUUUACAUUGACUGUGUAUUAAAAUUAAAUUCGUUAUUAUAUUUAUAUGAAAUAAAAAAUAAAAAGGUUGCUUUUCCCCUAUCAUUUUCAAUGUCAUAAGCAAUAAGCAUAUCGCUAUCAAGGUAGUAGGAGGUGAAAAGAUAUCUUUGUUAAUCUAUCAUUUCCUUUCCAUGUACUAAAAUGUUUCUAGAAGAUUUAAAUGUGCAAGUGCAACUAUAAUUUGUCUCUCAA
This is a messenger RNA of Trifolium pratense (red clover), 1550 nucleotides long. Its product is annotated as pirin-like protein 2. Bases 232 to 1113 code for a protein of 293 amino acids. The record is from RefSeq and is a predicted model, not a curated record. The transcript has 7 exons. Lineage: Eukaryota; Viridiplantae; Streptophyta; Magnoliopsida; Fabales; Fabaceae.